Molecule: messenger RNA, 2048 nt
Organism: Oncorhynchus gorbuscha (pink salmon)
Lineage: Eukaryota; Metazoa; Chordata; Actinopteri; Salmoniformes; Salmonidae
Gene: kctd10
Product: potassium channel tetramerization domain containing 10
Exons: 7
Coding region: 104-1039 (311 amino acids)
Biological process (GO): protein ubiquitination; negative regulation of Rho protein signal transduction; proteasome-mediated ubiquitin-dependent protein catabolic process
Cellular component (GO): Cul3-RING ubiquitin ligase complex
Molecular function (GO): ubiquitin-protein transferase activity; protein binding
Source: RefSeq, a predicted model, not a curated record
ACAGUCCCUACCUGUAUUGACGUCAUCAAUUGUUUGCUGGUCCGGAAGCAGGUGAUUCUUGGGGCUGGUGCUCGUCGAAUUCCGAAGUCUGUUGGGGGGUUCUAUGGAAGAGAUGUCAGGAGAGAGCGUGGUGAGCUCGGCAAUGCCGGCGGCUACAACCCGGACCACCUCCUUCAAGGGCUCCAGUCCCAGCUCCAAGUAUGUGAAGCUAAACGUGGGCGGGGUGCUUUACUACACCACCAUGCAGACCCUCACCAAGCAGGACACCAUGCUCAAGGCCAUGUUCAGCGGCAGGAUGGAAGUCCUCACAGACAGUGAAGGCUGGAUCCUGAUUGACCGGUGUGGGAAACACUUUGGGACGAUUCUGAACUACCUUAGAGACGGGGCUGUGCCGCUCCCAGAGAGUCGUCGGGAGACUGAGGAGCUGAUUGCUGAGGCCAAAUACUAUCUGGUCCAGGGCCUGGCUGAUGAGUGUCAAGCUGCCUUGCAGAACAAAGAGUCAUACGAGCCGUUCUGUAAAGUUCCUCUGGUGACAUCAUUGAAGGAAGAACAGAGACUCAUCGCCACCUCUAAUAAGCCCACUGUCAAACUCUUAUACAACAGAAGCAACAACAAAUACUCCUACACCAGUAACUCUGACGACAACAUGCUGAAGAACAUUGAGCUGUUUGACAAGCUGUCGCUGCGCUUCAACAACCGUGUGCUCUUCAUCAAGGAUGUGAUCGGCGACGAGAUCUGCUGCUGGUCCUUCUACGGCCAGGGACGCAAGAUCGCUGAGGUGUGCUGCACCUCAAUCGUCUACGCCACAGAGAAGAAGCAGACCAAGGUGGAAUUCCCUGAGGCACGAAUCUACGAGGAGACCCUCAACAUCCUGCUGUAUGAGUCCCAGGAUGGGAGGGGUCCUGACAACGCUCUGCUGGAGGCUACGGGAGGUGCCGCUGGCCGCUCGCACCACCUGGACGAGGACGAGGAGCGCAUUGACAGGGUCCGUAGGAUCCACGUCAAGCGGCCCGAUGAUCGCACACACCACCACCAGUAACCCCUGACUGACCCCCCCCCCUCCUCCUUGACCAUCCAAAGCCCAGCCCAUCCCUGGAUGUGUGAUCCUGGACUCUCAGUGGACCAUGUGUGUGCCUUACUUCCAACACCCAGCGGCUCGCUCUCUCUUCUUCCCCCACAGCUGGAGCCCACUGCUGAGGAGAGACGAAUGGAGACUGUGUGUAGUGGUGAAGUUGUUUCAUGUAGACCAUCUUGUUUUGUGUAGUACUCUUGAGGAAGAAUGCCUGAGUCAUCCAACAUUUUGGGGUGUUUAAUGUCUCAGAGGUAGGUGGAUGCCGAGUUAGGUGAUUGGAUUUUCCACUAUGUGAAUUGGAUUAUGAAUGUGACGUCAAUUGUGUGGAAUGGAAUUGUGCCAGUGGUUAUACUGGAGGCAAUUAAAAUGUCAGCAUCAUGCAUUUUUCUUUGGUGCUUGCUUUGUUGCAGCAAGAAGAACAAGAAUCAUUACGCCUGUCUGAAGUGUAUGGAGACACUAUAAUGGCAGUAAAUCAGGUGUUCUACAAAAACAGUCCACCAAGGGGCAUUAUUGAAUCAAACAAACAGAGACAGGCAGCGAUGCUAUCGAUAUUCAAUUAAAUCGUUGCAUCUUCCUUUUGCCCCAUUCUGUGAAUAUCGGUUGAAUCAAAAUAUCAUACAAUCAGGUACUUCCACAGUCCCACAACGUCUUUUUAUUUUAUUUUUAUGAAUAGGUUUUCCCAUUUAACGCAAUGUCCCUUCAUGCCAUGUAAGUGAUUGCUUAAAAGGAGACAACUUCAGCUGUGGUGUGAAGUGUUAUCUGGGCUGAAAGAGCUCCAAGGCUGAAAUUAAUGUCUGAAACCAGAGCUCCACUCGAGGGCUUUUAACAGGCAGAGAAAUUAGACCUGUUAACUGUACAUCUACACACUGUGUCCCCUUUUAACAAACAGUGCUUGUAGAUUAAUCUGUACAAUUGUACAACAAAAUGUUUUACAUAUUUAUAGAUACCUUAUCACAAAUAAAAAAAUCUACAAGAA